Molecule: messenger RNA, 2157 nt
Organism: Beta vulgaris subsp. vulgaris (sugar beet)
Lineage: Eukaryota; Viridiplantae; Streptophyta; Magnoliopsida; Caryophyllales; Amaranthaceae
Product: pentatricopeptide repeat-containing protein At2g19280
Exons: 1
Coding region: 1-2157 (718 amino acids)
Molecular function (GO): protein binding
Source: RefSeq, a predicted model, not a curated record
AUGAAGGUCCGGUUUUUUAUUAAAAUUGGAUACACUUAUGGGUUGAACUUGGUGCUUGAGAGAAAGAUUACUAGAUUUUUCAGCUCUGUCAAUUUGGCAUUGACUCCCUUAAGUUCUUCUGAGGAUGAUACUUUGCUUCCUGAUGAUUUACAUCACCUUCCAGCUAAUUUAGAGUGUGAUUCUGCGGAACAGACAGGUAAAUCUUAUGCUGCUAGAAACUGUGCCACAGAGGCUCUUACUUCUUGCAGUAUCACAAAACCUUAUGCUACUAGGAACUAUGUUGCACAUGAGUUUACAUUUCAUGGUUCCAUGGCACCCACAUAUGAGGAACUGGGUGAUGCUGAGAUGGAAGUAAUAAAGUCAGUGCUGGAAGUGCAGGAAUUGGGUUUUGCAUAUGGGGUUAAUGUAGAAGAAGAAGAUAUAAUAAGGGUGUUGAAUGUUCUUUACUAUGAAGGUGGAAGUGCUGCACUUUCCUUGCGUUUCUUCAUGUGGUCAGAAUUUAGUCUAGGAUUGAAGCAUACAGUAAGAGCUGUUUGUACAUUGAUUCAUAUUUUGGUUCUUGGAAACAUGUGUCAUAGAGCAGUUGAUCUAAUCACUUCUCUCAUUCGUGGUUAUCCACAACAGGUACAACCUCGUCAGUUAAUAGAAGUCCUCCAACAAUUGUGUGUAGGAAGUGUACUGCAAGUGAUUUAUAGCAUGCUUGUUAGAUGUUAUAUUAUGGAAGACAUGAUUGGAGAAGCUUUCGAAGCAAUAUGUUUGAUGAAGGAAGUUGGUCUCUUUCCAUCGGUUGGGGUUUGUAAUUCACUCAUCAAUUUCCUUUUGGGGCAUAAUCUAGAAGAUUUAGCCUGGGGCUUUUUGGAAGAAAUGCAGGGCCGACGCUUGGUCAGCACAACCACUAUGAGCUUGUUCAUCCAUUACUAUUGCCACAAAGACAAUCUUAAAUGUGGAUGGAAAUUAUUGAUGGACAUGAGACACUAUGGCAUUCAACCUGAUGUCAUCGCUUAUACCACUUUCAUUCAUUUUCUUUGUAAGUUGUCCUAUAUAAAGGAAGCUACUUGUUUUCUCUACAAAAUGAUUGAGAUGGGAAUAUCUCCAGAUUCAGUAUUGCUGGCUUCAAUAAUUGAUGGUUAUUGUAAAGUGGCACGACCAGGAGAUGCCAUAUGUGUGAUCAAAAAUUUUGAUGUUCAGCCCAAUACUUUUGUGUAUAACAGCUUCAUUUCAAAGUUGUCCAAAGAUGGUGAUAUGGAACAAGCUUUCACCCUUUUCCAAGAGAUGACAAACUUGGGGAUUUUUCCUGAUUGUUUUAGCUACACCACCAUGAUUGAUGGAUACUGUAAAGCAAGUAUCAGAAGAAAAGCUCUAGAAUACCUGGGCAGGAUGUUGAAGGAUGGCAUUGAACCAUCUGUUACUACUUACUCUAUACUAAUUGCAAGUUACUGCAGGAGUGGGGACAUGGAAACUGCUUGGCAUCUAGUCCAAAAAAUGAUCAGAAAAGGCUUGGUAUUGGAUACUGCUGUGUAUAACACCUUAAUUGAUGGAUAUAGUAAUAAAGGUGAAGUACACAAGGGUUUAGAGCUAUUGGACCAUAUGAAAUCUUCUGGAGUUAUUCCUGAUUCUGUUACAUAUAACACAAUCAUACAUGGUUUAGUCGUGAGUGGAUUUUUGCUCAAAGCCAAUGAUCUUCUAGAAGAGCUUACCAGAAAGGGCUUUUACCCUGAUGUUGUAACAUUCACCAAUAUUAUAGCUGGUUAUGCAAACAGGAGGCAGUUUAAAGAGGCUUUUUCUGUAUGGUCCUUCAUGAGUGAGAAAAAUAUCAGACCUGAUGUGAUUACAUGCAAUGCUCUAAUUACGGGGUAUUGUAGGGCACGUCGCAUGGAUGAAGCUAGUACUUUGUUCUACAAAAUGCUUGGUGCAGGCUUGGUUCCUGAUAUUAUACUGUACAACACCCUCAUUCAUGGAUUUUGUAGAGCUGGUAAUAUUGAAGAGGCGUGCCAUCUGAUAAAUUUGAUGGUUAAAAAUAAUAUUAGUCCAAAUGAUGUGACUUAUAGGGCACUUGUCCUUGGGUAUGAGAAGCAAGGCAUGAGAGAUCCCAUGGAAAUUGCAGCUCACAAGCUGGAACUUCUACUGCAGCAACAUGGUAUAAAUGCUGAUAUUUGA